CCAUUCGCCUUAUAUUAAAAUUAAAAUAGCUAUAGAGUUUAUAAUUAUAAUUAUAUACACACACUGACACACUCAUAUCUUUCUCUCUUUCCCUUUCCUGCAACCCCAUCACACCAACAAAUCUCAACUAACAAUUCCCAGUUAAAUACACGUACACUCGAUCACACACGCAUUCAUUAAUCAAAACACAACACACAAAUUAUCAUCAAACAUUUCAAUCGAUGGCUGAAAAAAUCUACCCUGCCUCAAAACCAAACACCGGCCCCACCCCUGCCGCAUCAGCCGGAAAUCCUUCUUUUCCGGCCACAAAAGCACAGCUCUACAACCACACACGUCCAGUGUACCGUCCACAGCCUCGCCGCAGUCGCCGUAGCUGCUGCUGCUGUUUAUUCCUAUGGAUCGUUUUCAUUGCCGUUAUAUUAUGUUUUAUUGCGGCUAUAACCGGCGGUGUGAUGUACGUAUUGUACCGUCCACACCGGCCGGUGUUUGCUGUAUCAUCAUUACAUGUUUCUCAGAUGAAUCUGACGUCAUCCAAUAAACUUACUACGAAAUUCAACAUCACUAUAACCGCUCGUAAUCCUAACAAAAAGAUCGUGUUUGUUUACGAUACGAUUUCCGUUCAUUUUAACACAAAAGAUGUUAACGUCGGUGACGGCUCCAUAACGGCGUUCACAAUGGGAAAGAAAAAUACUACUAUUUUGCGAUCAAUAGUUUCGGUUACAGGACAAGAUGUAGAUGCUGAUAAAAGUAGUGGUUUGAAAACAGAUCUCAAGAGUAAAAAAAGUUUGAUAUUGAAAGUGCAACUGGAUACUAAAGUUAAAGCGAAAAUCGGAAGUUUAAAGACGAAGAAAUUACCGAUUAGAGUUAGUUGUGAUGGAAUCAAGGCGGUUGCUCCUAGUGGUAAGACGGCGACGACGGCGACGGUGUCUGAUGCGAAAUGUAAGGUGGAUCUUCGGAUUAAGAUCUGGAAGUUUACUAUUUGAUUAUUACAUAAAUAUAUGAACAACAAGGUGUGUGUGUGUGUACGUGUUUGAUUUUGAUUUUGAAUUUGAAUUACGAAACUAUUUUUGCUGAAACUUUUUGGAGGGGAUAUAUAAUCUUCAUUGAUUAUUUAGGAUAAGGAAUUAUUGCAUACUCUUAAUUUGUAUCAAUCGAUAUAAGAAGAAGACCGUUUAUAUUUUUGAAUAUCUUUACCAUUCAUAUCGUUUGAAAAUUUGGUCA
Erigeron canadensis is the source of this 1221-nucleotide messenger RNA. Its product is annotated as NDR1/HIN1-like protein 13. The record is from RefSeq and is a predicted model, not a curated record. The transcript has a single exon. The coding region runs from base 222 to 983 and encodes 253 amino acids. Lineage: Eukaryota; Viridiplantae; Streptophyta; Magnoliopsida; Asterales; Asteraceae. Gene Ontology annotation, cellular component: plasma membrane.